CGGGCGUGGUGCGCGGGCCCGGUUUCCCGCCGGCUCUACCCGGUGUGGUGCGCAGGCGCAGUCUGCGCGGGGACUGGCGGGACUGCGCGGCGGCGACUACAGACAUGUCGGGGGUCCGGGGCCUGUGGCGGAUGCUGAGCGCUCGGCGCCUGGUGCGGGUCAAGGCGUGGCCAACAGUGUUGCAAACGGGAACCCGAGGUUUUCACUUCACUGUUGGGAACAAGAGGGCAUCUGCUAAAGUUUCAGAUUCCAUUUCUGCUCAGUAUCCAGUAGUGGACCAUGAAUUCGACGCAGUGGUGGUAGGCGCUGGAGGGGCAGGCUUGCCAGCUGCAUUUGGCCUUUCUGAGGCAGGGUUUAAUACAGCGUGUGUUACAAAGCUGUUUCCUACCAGGUCACACACUGUUGCGGUGCAGGGAGGAAUCAAUGCUGCUCUGGGGAACGUGGAGGAGGACAACUGAAGGUGGCAUUUCUACGACACCGUGAAGGGCUCCGACUGGCUGGGGGACCAGGAUGCCAUCCACUACAUGGUGGAGCAGGCCCCCGCUGCCGUGGUCGAGCUAGAAAAUUAUGGCUUGCCAUUUAGCAGAACUGAAGAUGGGAAGAUUUAUCAGCGUGCAUUUGGUGGACAGAGCCUCAAGUCUGGAAAGGGUGGGCAGGCCCGUCGGUGCUGCUGUGUGGCUGAUCGGACCGGCCACUCAAUAUUGCACACCUUAUACAGGAGGCCUCUGCUGCAGCUGUCAGCCUUGUCCGUGCUUUUUGUUAUCCAGACUUUCCACUGCACACGUGGUGCUGGUUGUCUCAUUACGGAAGGAUGUCGUGGAGAGGGAGGCAUUCUCAUUAACAGUCAAGGCGAAAGGUUUAUGGAGCGAUACGCCCCUGUCGCGAAGGACCUGGCGUCUAGAGAUGUGGUGUCUCGGUCGAUGACUCUGGAGAUCCGCGAAGGAAGAGGCUGUGGCCCUGAGGAAGAUCACGUCUACCUGCAGCUGCACCAUCUACCUCCAGAGCAGCUGGCCACGCGCCUGCGCGGCAUUUCAGAGACAGCCGUGAUCUUCAUUGGCGUGGACGUCAUGAAGGAGCCAAUCCCUGUCCUCCCCACCGUGCAUUAUAACAUGGAUGGCAUUCCCACCAGCUACAAGGGGCAGGUCCUGAGGCAUGUGAAUGGCCAGGAUCAGAUUGUGCCCGGCCUGUACACCUGUGGGGAGGCCACCUGUGCCUCGGUACAUGGUGCCAACCGCCUCGGGGCAAACUCGCUGUUGGACCUGGUUGUUGGUCAGGCAUGUGCCCUGAGCAUCGAAAAGUCAUGCAGGCCUGGAGAUAAAGUCCCUCCAAUUAAACCAAAUGCUGGGGAAGAAUCUGUCAUGAAUCUUGACAAAUUGAGAUUUGCUGAUGGAAGCAUAAGAACAUCGGAACUGCGACUCAGCAUGCAGAAGUCAGUGCAAAAUCAUGCUGCUGUGUUCCGUGUGGGAAGCGUGUUGCAAGAAGGUUGUGGGAAAAUCAAGCUCUGCAGAGACCUGAAGGACCUGAAGACGUUCAAUCGGGGAAUGGUGUGGAACACGGACCUGGUGGAGACCCUGGAGCUGCAGAACCUGAUGCUGUGUGCGCCGCAGACCAUCAGUGGAGCAGAGGCGUGGAAGGAGUCACGGGGCGCGCACGCCAGGGAAGACUACAAGGUGUGGAUUAAUGAGUGCGAUCACUCCAAGCCCAUCCAGGGGAAACAGAAGAAGCCCUUUGAGAAGCACUGGAGGAAGCACACCCUGUCCUAUUUGGACGUCAGCACUGGGAAGGUCAGUGUGGAGCUUGUUCUCACCACAGCCCAGCACCCACACGGCCCCACCCAGGUCUGCAGGCUGGCCUUGCUGAUGGUGAACGGGGAGGAGCAGGCCAGAUUUAAAUCAACUCCUGACAGAUUUGAGGCACCACUGAAAAAGGCACUCUGACGCAGUCAGGCUUCGGGCUGGAGACAGAACCCAGUGCCUGCAGGUGGUUCAGAGGAGCCUUAAGGAGGGGUUGCUCCGUGGUGUGGGCCAGAUGGAAGUCCCUGGGCAGGAGCAAGUGUCCAAGGCCUGGUGGCAGGGGAGGAGAUGAUUGUGGACCUAGCGAGAAAGUCAGCAUCUGUGGGGUGGGGACACAGCCACUACCAGAAACCAGUCCCAUGCCAAGAGAGCCCGGAAGAGACCCCUCCCCUCUCCUCCCAUGGGCUGGGCCAAGUGGAAGCGUCUGCAGGGGAGCUGAGGGGAUGUGGUGCAGCCCUUAGCAUCCCCUGGGCACUGAGCAAGCAGAGAAGGGCAGAAAUCGAGGAGGGGA
Molecule: messenger RNA, 2304 nt
Organism: Nomascus leucogenys (northern white-cheeked gibbon)
Lineage: Eukaryota; Metazoa; Chordata; Mammalia; Primates; Hylobatidae
Product: succinate dehydrogenase [ubiquinone] flavoprotein subunit, mitochondrial-like
Biological process (GO): mitochondrial electron transport, succinate to ubiquinone
Molecular function (GO): succinate dehydrogenase (quinone) activity; electron transfer activity; flavin adenine dinucleotide binding
Source: RefSeq, a predicted model, not a curated record